Molecule: messenger RNA, 1229 nt
Organism: Camellia sinensis
Lineage: Eukaryota; Viridiplantae; Streptophyta; Magnoliopsida; Ericales; Theaceae
Source: RefSeq, a predicted model, not a curated record
UUCAGCUUGGGCCCUAACCUCUCUCAUCUCUGCUUUGGUAUUUGGCGUGUAAAUAUAUAUACACAGUUUGAAAAUCUGCCGCCAAAAAAGAGUGAUCAAAGAGAGCUAUGAAAGACUACCAGCUUCAAACUCCAAAGAAGGAUCAUCACCAUCAUCAUCAACAACACGCUAAUCGCAGAUCCAAGUCCAUCUCCGAUCACACCAAGAAGUCUCAGAAGAUUAGCAAAAAGUGCUUGGAUUCUGUAUUUACAUCGGUUUCAGAAGAUGUCUCAUUCAAAUCUCCGAAAGGCUCGAUCGAGUUCUCUUCACUCUCGGAGAUUUCUGAGGAUCAUCAAUUCGAUAAAUCCGCAGAGAGCUUCAUCUCAUCGCUGAAUCCAGUGCUUUCGCCUUCAUCUGAGACAGUUGCUCUGUCUGAUCUCACUCCAUUGUCGUCAGCUACCGCUGAUGUCUCAGUCUGCCAUUACAGAUCUGCUGAAACAAAAAAUAGUAUCGAUAUUGUUGCUGUAGAGGCAGAGAUGGUGGUGAAUCAUCUCAAGCAAGCUCGAAUUCAAGUUAUGAAUUCAACCAGCGCUGAUCUCCAGUGUAAGAAGCUUUUGGACACAUUGAUCGAAGUAGUGAUUGGGGAAUUCAAUGCUUUGCCCGAAGAGAAAGACCGGUUUGCUGAACUUGUUUUAACUAAAACUCAAGUUGUGUUUCUGAGUUUCUUGCUGUGGAUCCUUGCUGUUUCAGUGGUAUUUCUCUUCAGUUCUGGGGUACAAAGUUCCUUCAGUGAACCUCCGCCAACAUGAAAUCUAGUGGUUGGAGCAUUAUUGGUUGAUUGGUCCUUAAAAUGGUACGAUCUUUUGUCUUCAGCUUACUUUGAGUCCUUUUGUCAAAAAAAUUUUAGGUACACUUGUCUUUUCCACGUGGUGUCCUAUUCGAGUGUGAAUGGUUUGCACGAUGGGCCUCAUCACAUUAACUUUGAUGUUUUGCUUAGUUGUGACAAUUGAUAAUUGCUGUAGGAUAUUAAUGUCAAGUGACGCCCUUUUGGUACCCAAUAAUUUUCUCUUUUUUCACCUCACAAAGUGAAUUAAACUUUGGAUAAAGUACUGCUAAGGUUAGAAUUGAUUUGACAUUACUUGUAUCCUAGGAUUUUGCUCAACAUGUUACAUGUCUAUGUAAGAAAUUUACAGUACUACAAUGAUCAGAAUACUAUUCUAAUUCAUCUGAUUCAGUUGGAUCAGCAUUAU